AUGCAGUCGUCCCCGCAGAAAGACCUGGGUAUUCCCGGUAACCCGACCCCAGCAUAUAACAAUUACAUACGAUCUACGCUGGGAAAGGGCGAGAGCCCCAUCUAUGACGACUAUUGUCAAGGGCUUGGCGCACUGAAGGCAUAUGAUGAAAAGCAGAGCGAGAUAAUUCUCAAGCAGCUGUCAAGGCUACUGCAGUAUGGCCACUUCACGAUUGCUGGGGUGCAGCUGGCACUGCAGGUCCAGCGGAUUGAUAUCGGCCGCGACGAAAAGGCGCUCAUGCGGAUUGUGCAGUACUUGGUGCUUCUGGGCUUGGGCGAUGGGUCUGCGGGCACCCCUCUCCCGGUGCGCAUGAACGCAGGCGGCAUGGUCCUGACUAAGGCCGUGGACCAGCUGGGACUUGACGCGCUGAUGACCGCCUGGAACGACCUGGGCAACGAGCGGGCUACUUUUGUUCGAAAGCAGGCGGCACUGCGGGCGCUUGCAGCCAUUACACGGGCGUCGUUAACCAGCAGGCCGGACGACGCCACCUACGUCCAGGGGCUGUACGAGACUCUGCGGGGCCUUAUGGACAAGGUGGAUGCGUUGCGGGCGGGUCGGCGGGGUCUGGCGCACAUCAUCAGUCAGGCUCAGGGCAACAAGAAGAAGAACCUGGUGGCGGAUAUGAGGCAGCGGGUGGAGAUGUGGAGUUUGUUGCGUGCGGCGUUCGCGGCGGCUCGUCUGGCACUGCCUCGGAGUGGGCUGUACAAGGUGGCGCAGCGCAGCCUGUCAGCUCUGGGUUCCUCCGACCCGGUUUGUGCCCGCCACGCUCUGGCCCUGUCCUCCCUGGUGGCGCGGGACCCGGCGGGAUGUGGCAGCUUCAUAGCGGCGGUGGAGCCGCUGCUGAAACACAACGUGGAGACGGCCAAGAGGACGGGCGAUGUUUCGGAGCGCGGUGCGGUGUUCUGGCAGGCGCUGGUGCUGCUGGCGGUGGCGGACCCCUCAGAGCGCGUGGCGCUGGAGGCCAUUCGGGCCAUGUUCGGGGCGCCUUACCCUCGCGCCACCACCGCUGCAGCCAUGAGGGCACCCGGGGCCGGAACCCGGAUCUCAGUAGCAUCCAGCCCGGUGGAGGUGGAGGCGGAGUCCUCUCAAUCCAAAAUCCUAGGAGCCUCCUGGCAUCUCGUCAUGACGCAAGCACUGGAGCAACCGCCAGUGACGGAUGCGGCAGCUGGCGGCGCCGCCGCGGCCGCUGCCGCCGCCGCCGACUCCGGCAUCUUUGGCCGCAUCGCACGCCGCCUGCUCCGCUGCUUGCAGUCGCGUUCCCAGUCCUUGGUGUGUGGUGCGGCGCGUGCGGCGGCGGUGUUGGCGGAGAGCCGUGCCUGGUUCCAUUCGCUGAGCGGCGGACACGGACACGAGGCCGAGCCGGAGGGUGUACGGCGGUGGAUGCGGAGCUUGCAGGGGUUCUUGUUGAUGCUGGCGGGGGAUGAUAACGUGAGCGGGUGCGAACGAGCGGCGGCGCUGGAGGCACUUAUUUGGAGCCAGGGCAUUGACCAGCCACCAACAGUGUCUCCGGGCCUUAUGCUGCGCGCGGCGUCUCACGGUGGAUUUACCGCGGCCCCCAUCGCCCGCUACACCUUCGCCGACCCCUGGCCGUCCUGGCUGCUGGCGGAGAUGCUGGGGGUGCUGGCGCGGCGGCUGCGCUGUACGGCAGGGAUGCCAGCGGAGCUGGUUCUGGAGCUGGCGGGUGCGCUGGCGGCGGGCUCUCCCAGCGGCAUGCCGCGUGAAGCCCUUCAGACGUUGUGGGACCUGGCACCCGGGCCGCUAGCCGCGCGUGCCGCUCUGCAGCUGCUAUCCGCCCCCCUGCCACCGCUGUGCCAGCCACCCGCCUCAGCGGCGGUGGAGGUCAAGUCCAUUGCGGCGCAGGCAGAAAUGGCCUUUUACCACCUCAAGGCGAUGGCGGCCUGCUGGCUUGGCGAGCACGUCAACAGCAUUGCAGGGGAGUACGCCUGGAAGUCCUGGGAGACCAAGAUGGGACCCGCAGCGGAUGCCGCCGCCGCGGCGGCGGCGAUGCCGCCGGAGGCGGCAACAGUAGCAGCGGAAGGACCAGUGAUGGCGACGGCGACGGCUCCGCCGCCACCGCCGCCGGCGGCGCCACAACAGCACCGCCUUGCCGACGGGCGUUGGGGCAGCGCCGGUGGCGGCGGUGGCGGCGGCGACACGUCGUCGCUGGUUGGCGGCGCCGCCGCCAAAGGCGGCUGCUGGGGCCCGGAGGCGGCUGUAGCACGUAUGGCAGAGGCGGCGGUGUCGCAUAGUCCCUUACUGGCGAUGACGAUGGCACAUCUCAAUCGGGGGAUGCUGACGGGUGCGAACGUCGUUCGGGUGGCCGCCGCCCAGGCCCUGGCAAAGCUAUCCGUACGAUCAGGGGAGCCGUACAGAAUCCAGUGCUACAGCCUGUUAUCGGCGGCGGCGGGCAGGAUCGGCGGCGUCAGUGGCGGCGGCGGCGGUACGGCAGCGGCAGUGGUUGAUCCGCUUGGGCUAGCGCCCGUGGUAGGCCCUGCGCUGGAGGUGCUGGAUGCCAUGUAUGCGGGCGAGCUGGUUCUAGAGCGCCAUGUCAGCCAGUACGGCACCCGUGCUCAUGGCUGGCCUGAGGCGGCACUGGAGUCCCUGCGUCGGCGCCAUGAGUGGCUGCUGGGGGCCAUCAGUUGUACGAUAUGUGCCGUACCUCGGGAGUUAUUUCUGCCGUUGGGCCCGCGGAGCAGGAGGCUGCUAUUCCCGAGUAAGUACGGCAGCUGGCGUUUUGUGUGUGUAGGGGGUGCAGAGGUUGAGGCAGACGACAAGGAGGAUGCCGAAGAGGACGCCCGCCAAGCCGCCGCUGCCGAGGCACAGCAACAGCAAGAGCAGCAGUACGGCGACCAGCAGUAUUAUGACGAGUACGGACAGCCGUACCAGUACGACUACAGUGCAGCGGAACAGUACGACUAUGGGGAUUACUACAACAACGCGGCUCAGCAGCAGCAGCAGCAGCAGCAGCAGGAGGACCGGGACCAGUACGGCCAGCAACGAGACCCCCUGGCAAGGUUAGGCGCGAUGGGGGAGGCGCGUCCUGGAGUGGUGCUGUACUCCUUCCAGGCGGAGACGGAGGGCGAGGUAUCAGUGACAGCGGGCGAGUCUGUACGUGUCGUACACGACCUCGGCGAAUGGUACGAGGUGCUGACGGCAGGUGGCCAGCAGGGCGUAGUACCAGCGUCGUACGUCCAGCUGUCGGACGAGCAGCAAGGGGGCGACGGCGGCGCUGGCGGCGGCGGCGGCGGCGGCCGCGGCCGCGGGCAUGCAUUGCCGACGUCGUUGGCAUCGCAGGCAUCUGUUGGAUCGGCGGCGGCGGGGGCGUUGAGCGCUCAGUCGUCUUUCGCGGUGGACUACUACACCUUCCGGUACGACAACCCUGAGUACGACUCCGGUAAUGGCGAUGGCGCUUACGGUUCGUACUAUGGGGAUUAUGGAUCGCAAUACGGCGCUGACCAGUACGGCACAGGAGCGUACGGCAAUGGCGCGUACGGCGGGGGAGGCAUGUACGGCGAUGAUGGCGGCAGCUCGGCGACAGCGGAGCGCGGCGGCGGCGGCAAGAAGAAGAAGGGCUUUGGAGGUUUCGACGACUUCGGUGCGGUGCUCGCGGAGGUCAAAAACGCGGCAGCGGCGGCCAGGCAGCAACAGCAGAGCACAGAUCGUCGAACAGGUUCCGACGGCGUCGAAGACAACAGAAGCAGCGGCGGCGGCGCCGCCGCCGCCGCUGCAGCCGCCACCAUCAGUACCGCUGGCGCCGCUGCAUCGCCAUCGCUGCCUCAGGCCGAGGCCGGUACGACAUCGUACGUCACGACGCCAGAUGCGGCGGCUGCGGACGUUGUUGGGAACGUCUGGUCCGCCAGCGGCCAACAGGACGCAGCGCCGGGGGUUCCAGCGGAUGGCGGCGGCGGCGGCGGCCGGGGUACGGCCAUGUACGAGUUUGUGGCGGAGAUGCCGGGCGAGCUGUCGGUAGCGGCCGGGGAGGAGUUGGAGGUUCUGGGGCCCGAGGCGGAUGGCUGGUACACGGCCCGCCUGGUUUCCGACCCCUCCAGGGUGGGCAUUAUCCCGGCAUCCUACGUGCAGCUGCAACAGUAAGAUGUAAAAGCACAGCCGGAGAAACCUACAUACUUACAUACCUACAUACACACAUAGACCAUGUGUCUGCCUUGUUGCCUAUUUUGGCCAUUUGGCCGCUACUUGCCUAUCGUGGGGUCCCGCAUGGGAAGGCGCCCACCCCAUGACUUUGCGAAACACACAUGGCACGCUGCGCUGUCCGUUCGCUGAGGCACUUGUCGUAAAGGUCAUGCGGCUGGUUAGCGUGUAUGUAUGUAUGUACAUGUGGUGACAUGU
Volvox carteri f. nagariensis is the source of this 4386-nucleotide messenger RNA. RefSeq lists its product as uncharacterized. The record is from RefSeq and is a predicted model, not a curated record. The coding region runs from base 1 to 4131 and encodes 1376 amino acids. Gene Ontology annotation, molecular function: protein binding. Gene Ontology annotation, cellular component: cytoplasm; cilium. Gene Ontology annotation, biological process: protein localization involved in establishment of planar polarity. Lineage: Eukaryota; Viridiplantae; Chlorophyta; Chlorophyceae; Chlamydomonadales; Volvocaceae. The transcript is spliced from 21 exons.